UCUUAAAAUUUACGGGAUCUAAAUCGAAUUUUCCCAAGGGACUAAAAUUCUCAUCAGAAUUCGGAUUGCUAAUGAGAUUACCUGAAGUUGGGCUCUUGUUUUGCGAGAUCUUCUUCAACUUUGAUCGAAAUUUUGAAGGCCCCUUUUCGAAUUUGUUCGCUAUUUUGCUCGGAGCUGGUGCAAAUGGGUUUAGCAAUGUUUCUUUGAUUAUGGUUGUGGGCUUUGGUGCACUUGCUAUUCUGGAGAUGUUAGUGUUCGGCAUUUUCGGAAAAUGGGGUCUUGAGGAAGAUGAUGAAUUUGAGGUUUUUGAGGAGGGAGAAGAAACGGAAGCUAAAGAAGAUGACGAAAAGGAAGCAAAAUUUGAAGGUCUUUUGGUGCUGAGAUUAUCGAUAUUA
Molecule: messenger RNA, 395 nt
Organism: Striga asiatica
Lineage: Eukaryota; Viridiplantae; Streptophyta; Magnoliopsida; Lamiales; Orobanchaceae
Source: the annotation of a GenBank genome assembly